Molecule: messenger RNA, 1827 nt
Organism: Bolinopsis microptera
Lineage: Eukaryota; Metazoa; Ctenophora; Tentaculata; Lobata; Bolinopsidae
Exons: 8
Coding region: 330-1493 (387 amino acids)
Biological process (GO): neuropeptide signaling pathway
Cellular component (GO): plasma membrane
Molecular function (GO): G protein-coupled peptide receptor activity
Source: RefSeq, a predicted model, not a curated record
GUGUUAUUGAGUCUCAUUCUGAUAGUUCUUUUAUUCAAUGUCGAUACGUUUAACGUUAUUCAGCUAUUUAUUUCCAUUAGAAUCUGUCUUCACUGAGUCUCUUCUGUCUCAAUCGGAAAUUUGAAUAAAAGAGCUAUGGAUCAAUUGGAAAUAUACCGUUUAUUUUUCACUUUCUUUGCGUUAUUUUUAACUUUAUUUUUUAGGGCCUGUAUUUACUUUUGACUAAUAUUUCCUAAAUAUAUUGGUUGUGAUAAUACACAUAUUUGUCCUGUGGCCAAUUAGUCUAAUUAGUCUAAUUUAUUCACUAAAUUAUUUACUUUCCAGAUAUCAUGGCUCUCAAUAUUACUCUCCUCCAGUCAGAGCUGAAUAGAAGCGAAGAGAUAACAAUAGGAGUCUUUUACUGGAUAGUCCUGAUAUUAUGUUGGACAGGGAACACAUUUAUCCUUUACGGCACUGUAAAAUACAAAGCAAUUAAACUGGAUCCUAUGUCAGUGUGGUUGGUACAGAACCUGGCUUUUGCUGAUUUGGGGCAUGGGAUGUUCCAUUUACUUCCAGCCGUUAUCACAGCUAGUGCCGGGUACCGUUGGGUCUUAGGACCUGGACUUUGCAAAGGACUACUAAUAAUACGCUACGUUUUCAUAGACUGCAACUCUUUCCUUAUCAACGCCAUGGUCCUUAAUAAACUGUUCAGAUGUCUCCGUCCCCUUGACGCUCCUCCGAGUCGUAAAGGAAAGAUCUUUAUAAGCUUGAUAGCCCUGCUGGGAAGCAACCUUUAUACGAUAGUCACUCUCGAAGGAGUCCUCUCGCUAGAGGUUGAGUACGUACCCUACCUAUUAGGUUGUGGUAUCAUAGAAGACCCUAAUGCUCCUUACCGACUGAAUGACGUCAUACUCACCUGCAUAGUCGUGGUCGGCCCCUCUAUAACCCUGAUAGGACUGAAUUCGUGUUUGAUUGCUCUAGCGUACAGUAAAGGAACUUCAAGUAUAAAGAAAGCUAAUCUUCUCAUUGUAGGGCUAAUAACGUUUAUGUACGUGGCGUCCAACAUGCCCUACUUCUUCUGGAUGUUACAGUACUACAACUUUAUACCGCAUCUACCAGGCCUAGCUAUGGUCAAAUACACACGUUUUGUAACACUUAUGCUUCAGAUGUCGUGUUUUGUGAACCCUGCUAUUUAUUACCACACGAAUGCUCGUUUCCGCGUCUUUACCAACGGUUUCUUUUUACAUCUCUUCUCAGCAAUCAAAGGGGCUGAAAGGAACCAGGAUUGGAAAAGACUUCAAUCUACAGAGCAGAGUUCGCGUUCACAAAGUUCCCGGGGCUCUUUAAUUACGGCUAGUUUUAAGUUGCAGAAGAACUUGAGAUCAAAGUCUAUCAUCAGUGGAAGUGGUUCUCCUCGCACUGUGGCUACAUACACCCCUGCGGUGAAACCUAUGGCAAGAAUUAAUCCUAAUGGUGCAACUGCAAGCAAUUAUAGUCCUGGUCUGAUAAAUUAACUGACACUUCGAAUUAGAAGUAUUGGUGAAAAUAAUUCCGAUUAAAGCUUAGGGUAUAUACUAUAUAUAAAAAUGUCUCUGCUCUAACAUUUAGGAAAGAUUAUGAUUAAAAGCAAAAUCCCAAAUUUAAACAGGUCCUGGACAGUGGUCAUUUCUUAAGCUUAAAUCUCUAAAUGGAAGAUAAUAACAUUUAUCAUUUUCUUUACACUCAUUAUAGGAUAAGACGCUUUUACAUAUUUCAAUCUAAAGGGUUUUUUAAAUCUUUAGAAUCAUUAUAAAAUGAAAUGCUGUUGCUAUGGCGUCGCACUAAUGCAUAUUAGUUUGUUUAAUGUAA